Molecule: messenger RNA, 4506 nt
Organism: Clupea harengus (Atlantic herring)
Lineage: Eukaryota; Metazoa; Chordata; Actinopteri; Clupeiformes; Clupeidae
Product: SUN domain-containing ossification factor
Biological process (GO): regulation of bone remodeling; protein folding in endoplasmic reticulum
Cellular component (GO): cytoplasm; membrane
Source: RefSeq, a predicted model, not a curated record
CGCUUACCGACUGUUAUUUCCUCCAACAACUUGAACACAGGAGGGAACGAACUGCUGAACACCCACUGCAUGACAGCAACUACUCCUGACCAGCAGAGUUGAUUUGGUAGUGUAACUCAGAAGUGUAUCAACUGAAUGUACGAAAAAACGGCCGAACAAGAAAGAUUGUGCAUAAACCGAAAGGAUGUUAGUCACCACAGGAUAAUGAAGCGCUGGACUGUAUUGAUAUGUGCGGUCGUUGCAGUAUUCUGUUGGCACCCGGUUGGACAUGUGUGUUGCUCUGAGCAAAGGCUGGCUGCCUCCCAGGCCCAGCCCCUGCCCCAGGCCCAGCCCCUGCCCCAGGCCCAACCCACACAGGACACCAGUCUGCUGCAGGAUCCCUCCCAGGAGGCAGACGCAGGACAGAUUGAUGAGUUGUCAGAGGCCCAAGAGACGGCACCUCCGUCUGAAACCAGCGUGCCGACAGAAGGCAGCCCUGUGGAGGAGGAGGCAUGGGCUCUGGGCCCUGCAUACACCGGAGAACAAGAGCAGGCCCCAGGAACAGAAGUGAUAGUGUUGGCAGAAGAACCCGUGCUGGAGAUGGAGGUGGCGGCUGAUACCAACGGGGACCCAGAGUUUCCUGUACCUGAGCCCCAAGAGCGCCCUGCCCAGCAGCCCUCCGCAGCCAUCACUGAGCCUGCCCUGGCCUUGCCUGCCUCUCCCAGCACUGCAGACACCACCACCCUGGAUAGUAGAGCAUCUACCAGCGCACCUACCUCACUAGAGUCAGCCGUCGAAGGUGCCCCAGAGUCCUUAGUAGGCGACCCCUCUGCACCUCCAGCACCCAGCACGGAUUCCUCCCCAGCGGACUGUGAGGCACUAGAAGGCUCCUCCUAUAGCAGUGUGCUUAAAGAUCUUCCAGCAGUGCUGGAGAACACCAAUGCAUCAGGAGGAGGGAAGGGGACCAGUACAGACGUGGACGCCCCAGCGGCGCAGUCAGGCCAGGGCAGCAACGCCUCGUCCAGCAUGCAGAAAGACAAGGGUACCCAAAUUGCCAAGGAAGUGGACUCUUCGGCACCGACUAAGGACCAGGAGGAUAUCCCUACUUUUGAUGAAUGGAAGAAGAAAAUGCUGGAAGUAGAGAUAGAGAAAAGUCAGAUCACACACACGUCUGCCAACGGGGGCAACCACGUGGCCAAGAAGGCACAGAAGAACUUACAGAACAACUACGCGUCUGUAGAGUGUGGGGCCAAGAUCUUAUCCUCAAACCCUGAAGCCAAGAGUACAUCUGCCAUUCUAAUGGAGAACAUGGACCUGUAUAUGCUGAACCCCUGCAGCAAUAAGAUCUGGUUUGUGAUUGAGCUCUGUGAGCCCAUUCAGGUGAAGAAGGUGGACAUCGCCAACUUUGAGCUCUUCUCCUCCACACCCAAGGACUUCCUGGUGUCCAUUAGUGACAGGUACCCAACGAAUAAGUGGGUCAAGCUGGGUACAUUCCAUGCCCGUGAUGAACGCACAGUCCAGAGCUUUCCACUAGAUGAGCAUCUCUUUGCCAAAUAUGUGAAGAUGUUCACCAAGUACAUAAAGGUGGAGUUGCUGUCUCACUUCGGCUCAGAGCACUUCUGUCCUCUCAGCCUCAUCAGGGUCUUUGGCACCAGCAUGGUGGAGGAGUAUGAGGAGAUCUCGGAUCCGUUGGAGAGAACGGACACCGUGGACGAUGAUGAUGAUUAUCCUCUUGGUCAUGUAGCAUCAGAGGCCAAACCUUCCAAUAACCUUAUUGGAUCGGCAAAGGACGUCAUCCUGAACAUGGUCAACAAUAUCGCUGCCAACGUGCUAGGGGGCAGUCCAGAGGGUAAUGGCACUGCAUCGGCUGGGAACGCCUCUGAUUCAUCUGCUGCGGCCGCCCAGACCUCCCCUGCCGCCACCCCCUCUCUGCAAAUUGAGAGCACUGGGCUCAGUGAAGCGGACGUGAAAGAGCUCCCCUCAACCUCCACUCGAGAGACUCCCACAGAAGAGACCCUGUCGCCAGAGGCCACCGGAGCCCCAAUAAUGCCCUCCACCGCGGUGGAUUCCACGCCAGCGUCCUCUGAGGUCAACCAGAUAGUGAUCCUGCUGCCGGCCGACGACGGCGACUCAUCAGGAACUCCAGACACAGACGCAGAAGGCAGUGGAGUGUUGAGGGAAGCCACGUCUGAGGAGCUCACCGAUGCACGCCUGCGAGAGAGCUCUGUCUACUGUGAAGAGCUUUCUUCAUCCUCCUCCUCCUCCUCCUGUAUGGCCUCCCUGCAGGAGCACCUCCUUCAGCAGUGCUCGGCGCUGCUGGCCCUACAGCGGAGACGCAGGAGGUCUCUGGGGAGACCCUCUAAUGUCACUUCCACCACCUCCUCCUCCACCACCACCUCCUCCUCAUCAUCAUCAUCUCCAGUCUCCUCCGAGGAGCAGCGUAUCUCCCCCACGUCUCCCACCCUUCAGGAGGACUCCAGGUCCACCAGAGACCUCGCCCCUCCCCCCGCUCAGGGCUCCUCCCUUCCUGAAGAACCUCCGCCCGUCUCCGUCAUCCAGCCCGUGGCUGACCCUCUGGAUCUGGCCCCCAGCCUGACCCCCUCGCUGUCCGAAACCUUCUCUUCAGAACCACCCUCCCACAAAUCCACCCCCGCCAUGGACCUCAGUGAGUCUUUGGUCUCGGACGCACAGGCAGAGGGCGGCAAGGAAACUGAGGCCCAGAGGAGGAAGACCCCCACCCCCUCAUCCACUGUCUCCUCGUCCCUCACCACCGCCACCGCCACCGAUGCCACCGGGGAGGGCACCAGCAGCGGUGAGGAGAGACCCGCGCUCACGGAGGUAGAGCAGCCCGGCGCGGAGCCAGAGGGUUCGACUCCCGUCCUCAGCGCCAUCGUGACGGAGCAGACCGCCCCUCCAUCUGCUCCUCCCUCCUCCCUCACGGAGCCACCUGCCCACCCAGCCCCCGAGGACGGGCCCAGGGGAGCAGAGGAGCCCCCGCCACUCUCGCCCCCGCUCUCACCCGUCUCCACGGAGACCACGGAUGGACUCACGGCCACCGAAGAGCCCAAGCUGGAGGACCUCAUUGAGGAGGCGAUCAGCCAGAUUCGUCUCUCCUCUUCCUCGGCAUCGGCUGUCUCGGGUUUUACCUCCUCCUCCUCCUCCGCGCAGGACAUCUUUUCGGAGAUGGCGAACGCCACGGAGGUGGCCGGCGGGGGUGGCGGCGGCGGCGUCCAGGGGCACGGCUCAGGCCAGAAGGAGUCGGUGUUCAUGCGGCUCAACAACCGCAUCAAAGCCCUGGAGAUGAACAUGUCCCUCAGCGGACGAUACCUGGAGCAGCUUAGCCAGAGGUAUCGCAAGCAAAUGGAAGAGAUGCAGAAGGCUUUCAACAAGACCAUCAUCGCCCUUCAAAACACCUCCAGGAUCGCAGAGGAGCAGGACCAGAGGCAGACCGAGUCCAUCCUGCUCCUCCAGGGCCAGUUGGAGAACAUCACUCAGCUGGUGCUCAACCUGUCCGUCAGGGUCAGCCAGCUGCAGAGAGAGGUGUCAGACAGGCAGAGCUACCUGCUGCUGUGUCUGGUGCUGUGUCUGCUGCUGGGCCUCGUCCUCUGCAUCAACCACUGCUGCCCCGCCUCCGCCCCGCCCACCGCCCAGCCUGGCUCCGCCCACACCAGCAACUACACUUACUGCUUCCCCGAAGGGUCUCUGGCUGGUUGUGAUGAUGAGCUGGGUCUCAAGAGGAGUGCGUCCUACCCUCUCCUCCAGUCUGCCUUCCAGAUUCCCACUACAGAAGGUCCAGCUGAGGCUUACAAUGUGGAAACUUCCAGAAAUCCACUGUUGAAUAAAAAGAAGAGGCGCUGUAAAAUCAAGCAGGCCCAGAAGAAGGUCGAGACGCUCCAGGCCACUGUGCUCCCAAAUCUGCCUCUGGCUAACGGUGGACCGGCGUGUUGUAGCGGCGGCGUCCGGACCCCCGUGCCACACCGGGACUCCCCGUCGCCCGAGGGAAGCUCAGAGGGCUCGUCGCACUCGGACGAGCCGUCCUUCUGCGGCGUGGCCACCUGCAGGCGCCUGUGCGACAGUCUGCCGGCCGAAGGCCGCACCCGGGCCGAGAAGCGGGCCUACAAGCGCCGGCGGUCCAAACCGAGCUGCGGCAGCGUGGUGGAGAUGCCGCAGGCCCCGCGGAGGAGGAGCGACCCCGUGCUCUCGGGCAGCGGGGGGCCGGUGCCCUCACUGCAGGACCUGAUGAAGGGCAAGCAGGAGAUGAGCGCGGGGACCCUGGGGGCCACGGCCAUCUCUGGCCCGCCUUGACGACCGCUCACGGCGUCUGCCCGGGGGAGGGGCCGGUGUGCCGUCAGUGCCUGUGCACUGGGCGCUGGACAGAGGCCUUGUGAAACCCACUCCUUUGGGGUUUUGUCUCAGUAGUAGUAGAGAGGUGGUGAGGUGAGGUGACUCCUGCUCAAAGUACCUCUAAUGGGACCGCUCUUCCACUUCCACUUCCACUCCCUUGUAAUUGUAAAAAAGAAAAAAGAA